AUGAAGCAGUGGAUUCUCGAAGGGAUUCGUGGAGCCGAGUCCUUGCAGUUGAAAGAUGUUCCAGAUCCUGAACCAGGUGACUACGAAGUUUUGGUGAAGUUUCGCACUGCUUCUCUCAAUUUCAGAGAUAUCAUGAUUUCAAAGGGAGAAUACUAUUCAAAAACCAAGGAUGGAGUGGUCCCAGGCUCCGAUGCUGCUGGAGAAAUUGUUAAAGUUGGACCGAAAGUGACCAGAUUCACUAUUGGCAAACGCACUUCGCCUAUCUUCCAUUUAACCCAUCUUUAUGGACCAGUGAAUGUGGAAGAUAAUCAUUAUCAGCUGGGUGGAACGCAUGACGCUUGCGUGGAGUUCCCGUCCAAUCUCGAUUACCGCGAAGCUGCAACGCUACCCUGCGCUGCCUUGACGGCUUGGAAUGCGCUCUAUGGUGGUCCUAGAGUGCUGAAGCCUGGUGAAGUUGUUCUAACACAGGGCACAGGUGGCGUUAGCAUUUUUGCUCUGCAAUUUGCGAAGAUUGGCGGAGCCCAUGUUAUUUCGACAACUAGCAGCGAGACAAAGUCACGUACGUUGCGUACUCAUGGCGCGGACGCUGUUAUAAACUAUGCAGAAGAUAGCGAAUGGGGCCAGACAGCAAAACUAUUAUCGCCCAAGCAGAAAGGAGUUGAUUUUGUGGUCGAGAUUGCCAACACUAUGGCUCAAUCUAGUCGGGCUGUGGCUAUCGAUGGACAGAUUGCAACCAUUGGAAGAAGAGCAGGUUCUGGAAAUGCUGGUAACGGCUCUCACAGCACAGUGCUCGCUACCGUCCGAAGAAUUCUAGUGGGUAGUAGGGAGCUUCAAGAGGGCAUGAACGCUGCUAUUGAAGUCAACAAUCUGAAGCCAGAGAUUGACAAGCGUUCUUUCAACUUCGAUGAUCUCCCAAAGGCAUACACGUUUUUUGAAAAGGGAAGCCAUUGUGGAAAGGUGGUUGUGGAUUACAAUUGA
Messenger RNA from Penicillium salamii, 978 nucleotides. NCBI's taxonomy places the organism in Eukaryota, Fungi, Ascomycota, Eurotiomycetes, Eurotiales, Aspergillaceae. The record is from the annotation of a GenBank genome assembly.